GUUACCUAGCAACAAGCCAAAGCAGAAUCCUCAGAGAACUGUCGAGCUAACGUUAGUUAGUGCGUCUAAUUUGCGACGUUUUGACGGAAUUUUACGACAUUUACCGGCUUCAACUCGAUUCAUUGGAACAUUGUCAACAUGGCUAAGACGGUUUAUCCCCAAGAGAGUAUCUACAAUUUUUUACCUGAGCUGGUUCACACUGAAAAGCCAAAGUACAAGUCCAAGUUUAGGCCAGCAAUUCCCCUGGAGGACAAGGUGCCCAAGAAUGCAAUGAAAACUAUGGGCCCAGCAAAGGUGGAGACCCCAUCUCCCGAUAAAUACCUCAAAAAGCAUUCCAAAGAGCCCACAUUGCCUGAAAAAAAAGAGCGUCCUCAUCGCAUGUGCACUGCAAAGAAGCCAAGCGUCCCCUUGAGGUCCGAACAGCCGCCCGUGGGCCUUCACACGGUGAGAAACUCCAUCAAGAUCACAACGGCACCCGUGCGGAUGAAACCGCUGGCAGCUUCUGUUGACACCAACCGAGGCCACAAGGGGCUCCUGGAACAUUCCGGACUGGUCCCCAAGUACGUCAAGAAAAAGGGUUACGGCGAGGUGCCCCAGUACCUGCAGCAUCGCGGCGAGGGAGUGCAAAGAGCUGUGGAAGAGUACAACGACUACAUGAAGGAGCAGAUGGAGCGAGGCGCCAUGAGGCAGCUGUCAGACGAGGAGCGACAGGCCAACCUGGAGAGCCUGAGGAGGACCUUGGCUGAGCUCCAGGACAAGUACCGGCGUCUGCCGGUGGUCGUGGACACGUUGAUGAGGAAGAAUCGCAAGCUGCAACUGGAGGCAGAAAUGAAGCAGCUGGAGAGCGACGUGGGCCUUUUUGAGAGGUUCAAGACCAUUUACAUCGCCAAGUAGCAAAGACCUGCGC
Messenger RNA from Phyllopteryx taeniolatus (common seadragon), 907 nucleotides. RefSeq names its product enkurin, TRPC channel interacting protein (gene enkur). Lineage: Eukaryota; Metazoa; Chordata; Actinopteri; Syngnathiformes; Syngnathidae. Gene Ontology annotation, cellular component: acrosomal vesicle. The transcript is spliced from 5 exons. The coding region runs from base 139 to 894 and encodes 251 amino acids. Gene Ontology annotation, molecular function: calmodulin binding. The record is from RefSeq and is a predicted model, not a curated record.